Messenger RNA from Serpula lacrymans var. lacrymans S7.9, 1698 nucleotides. RefSeq lists its product as uncharacterized. Gene Ontology annotation, biological process: transmembrane transport. The record is from RefSeq and is a predicted model, not a curated record. Bases 1 to 1641 code for a protein of 546 amino acids. Gene Ontology annotation, cellular component: membrane. NCBI's taxonomy places the organism in Eukaryota, Fungi, Basidiomycota, Agaricomycetes, Boletales, Serpulaceae. The transcript is spliced from 12 exons. Gene Ontology annotation, molecular function: transmembrane transporter activity.
AUGAGUACAACGAAUGUUUCAGAAAAAGCUCUGCCACUGGGUGCCCCAAUCCAGCAACGUCCGAAACACUUUUGGCAUUUCUUCAGGCGACCUCAGCAAGACUUAGACAGUAUUGCCACACAACCUUCUGUAUUUGAUGACCCCACAACUCUAGAAGCAUACCGUCCUCCAGUCCAGUAUGAAAAUGCUCACAGAUUCGAUCCUGACGCUCGCUGGACUUGGAGGGAGGAGGCGCAUCUUGUCCGCAAGAUUGACGUGCGCAUCAUGAUCUGGGCGAGCAUCAUGUUCUUCGCUUUAGAUCUAGACAGGACGAACAUAUCCCAGGCCAACACCGACAAUUUCCUGCAGGAUCUUAAUAUGACAACAAACGACUUCAAUCUUGGUAACACUCUGUUUCGACUUUCGUUUCUCAUUGCAGAGCUUCCAUCCCAAUUGAUUUCGAAGAGAGUUGGGCCUGACGUAUGGGUCCCCACUCAGAUGGUGGUUUGGAGUAUUGUUGCCACAUGCCAGUUCUGGCUUUCCGGUCGCACGUCUUUCCUUGCUACAAGAUUCCUACUAGGAUUUCUGCAAGGUGGCUUUAUCCCAGAUGUGAUUUUAUACCUCUCAUACUUCUUCACGAAAUCCGAGCUGACGAUUCGGCUUGCAUACUUUUGGGUUUCCAACUACGUCACCAUGAUUGUCAGCGCCUUUAUUGCGACGGGCAUCCUUUCGCUGCGUAACUCAGAACGAGCUGGAUGGCGUUACCUGUUUCUUAUCGAGGGCUUGCUUACACUUGCUGUAGGGAUAUCUUCAUUCUUUCUGAUGCCUCCAGGACCUACUCAAACCAAAGCAUGGUUCCGACCGAAGGGGUGGUUCACUGAGCGGGAAGAGAUAAUCAUGGUCAACAGAGUACUACGAGAUGAUCCAUCGAAGUCGGACAUGCAUAACCGCGAAGGGUUGACGCCUCGUAUGAUCUUCAUUGCGUUAUGUGACUGGAGAAUGUGGCCUCUGUAUGUACUCGGCCUUCUUCAUAUGAUACCUGUUGGUCCACCACAAACUUAUCUGACCUUGUCUCUUCGUAACCUUGGUUUUGGAACCACUGAAUCGAACCUACUGAGCAUUCCGUCAACUGUUUGCGGCUUAGUUAUGCUAUUGUUCACUGCAUACCUCAGUGAAAUCAUCGACAGCAGAGUGGCAGGGACGAUAAUCCUCCAAUUCUGGGCCCUUCCCCUCCUUAUAGCACUUUACACGUUCACUACAUCAACUUCGCAAUGGGUAUACUUUGCUGUUGUCACAUUGAUUACUGGAUUCCCCUAUGUUCAUCCCAUCCAAGUGGCUUGGGCAUCAAGAAAUUCUUUCAGUGUUCGAACUCGAACGAUUUCAGCUUCAAUAUACAAUAUGUUUGUACAAGCUGGAGCUAUCGUAUAUGCAAAUAUUUAUCGAACCAGUGAUCAGCCACUUUACAAGAACGGCAACCGUGCCCUGAUUGGAAUUUGCUCGAUGAACAUUGUUCUGUACAUAUUCACAUUCCUUUUUUAUCGAGGCAUAAAUAAACAUAGAGAUAAAAAAUGGAACGAAAUGUCACCUAAGGAACGAGAAGUGUAUAUCGAGACGACGAAGGAUGAGGGAAAUCAAAGGCUAGAUUUCAGAUUUGCUUAUUGAAUCCUCACAUGUCUCCUUGCUGUAAGUUACCUAGUUGAUCAUCCUACCCAGGCGGGG